GGAGAGCAAACUUAUGUUGUUUGAUAGUUUUGUUGAACAAAUCAUAGGUAUUCCAGCUUGUGAUCUCGUGGAUCCUACAACUGAAGAGGUAUUUUCUAAUUGUAUUCAUUACAUUUCGUUUUAUUUACAUCUUGGUAAAUAUAUGAUACCCUUCCUGUAUACUAUUAAACACAGCUUGAUGAUCCCCUGCCACUCCCUGAUGUUCUGAAAAACAUUAUUGGUAAAACAUACCAGAUUGCUCUUUGUGUUGAGCAAGAUAAUAUCUCAAGAGGAAAUGAUGAAUACAAAGUUUCUGAGGUUUUAACAAGUCAGAACCUUAAUCACGCUGCCCUUGAACCUGAAGUUGAUUAUCCUGUUGAUCUUUCAUCCAUGAGUUCCAGUGACCAGGUAAUACAUUUUCCUAAAUUCAGUGUGAUUUAUAUGAUGUGAUAAUCUUUGUUGUUCCUUCCUCGCCUAAUUAAAAAUUCAUAAUGUUUUUAGGUUUUGAUGCUGACUAAUAGUUCUCAUAAGGAUGACACUACCAAUACUUCACUGUCUACACCAUCAUCAAAGAGAAAAGAAGAUACUUCGGAUGGAUCUGAUCAAAACUCCACAAGCAAGAAACAAUGCACUGGAAUACAAUCUAAUGUCAAAGACGAUGGUGUCAUUGAUUUAGACACUCCGGAGAAAAAUGAUCAGUCUACUGAUGUUAAAGUCCAUGGUGUCCUGGCUGUAGACAAUUCGAAGGAACAUGAUCAGCCUAAGUUCAUACACAAACUUGAUGAGGCAGGUCAAGAAGCCAUCACCAAAGUAAGUGAAGCAGAACAGAAGCAAGUUCUUUUGAAGAACAUUAAGCUUGAGAAGCUCGAAGGCCAGAAGGGAGCAAAGUGAGUUAAGGGAAGACUCAACAAUCUAAAAUAAAGUUGAUCUCAUGGAUUAGUUUUUUUUUUUU
Molecule: messenger RNA, 931 nt
Organism: Arabidopsis lyrata subsp. lyrata
Lineage: Eukaryota; Viridiplantae; Streptophyta; Magnoliopsida; Brassicales; Brassicaceae
Exons: 1
Coding region: 487-870 (127 amino acids)
Source: RefSeq, a predicted model, not a curated record